This is a messenger RNA of Grosmannia clavigera kw1407, 2241 nucleotides long. Its product is annotated as g-patch domain containing protein. The coding region runs from base 1 to 2241 and encodes 746 amino acids. Gene Ontology annotation, biological process: mRNA processing. NCBI's taxonomy places the organism in Eukaryota, Fungi, Ascomycota, Sordariomycetes, Ophiostomatales, Ophiostomataceae. The transcript has 2 exons. Gene Ontology annotation, cellular component: nucleus. The record is from RefSeq and is a predicted model, not a curated record. Gene Ontology annotation, molecular function: RNA binding.
AUGUCGAAGAGGUCUCGUGCGAUCUACGAGGCCGAGCUCCAGGCGUUACAGUCCCCGUUUGUCUCUUUCGGCACGCCUCUUCCACCCCUCGACGACGAUGUGCGCGACGACGGCUCCUACGUCCCGGUCUGGAAGCAGGAGGUGAGGGAUGAGAAUGGGCGGAGGAGACUCCAUGGCGCCUUUACCGGUGGAUGGAGUGCUGGCUAUUACAACACUGUUGGCUCCAAGGAAGGAUGGACCCCCUCGACGUUUGUGUCCUCGCGGGCAAACCGCCGGAAGGACCAGCCAGAAGCUGUGCAGCACCGCCCGGAGGACUACAUGGACGAAGAAGAUCUUGUCGAUGCCGAAGAAGCGAGGAAAAUCCACACAUCGAAUGCCUUUGCCGGACUGGGUCUGACCGAAGACGACACCGUCCGCGCCAGCUCGACAGGUCUUGCCGGCCUAUUCCGGGUCCAGGGCGAAACCAUGGGGACACGGCUGUUGAAGAAGAUGGGCUGGAAAGACGGCCAGGGCAUAGGGCCCAAGGUGCGACGCGCCGCGCGAUUGGAUGUCGGCAGGCCGGGGGAUAGCAAGGGAACACACCUAUUUGCGCCCGAAAACGUCGUUGUGGUGCGGCUGUUGAAGAAGACAGACCGCAAGGGUUUGGGAUACGAGGGAGCAGCAAGGCUGUCCUCAUUGGCACCGCCGUCAAAGACGGCGAGUGGGCGGCGUGUUGGCGGCGACAGUGACGAGGACAAUGACGGCGACGACAGCGAAAUGAGCGGCUUUCGGAGUGGCUCGUUUGGCCGAUCGAAAUCCAUAGCGAGCAAAAAGACGGAAAAGAAGGGGCGCAGCGGCGGCAUUGGCAUGGGCGUGCUCAACGACACAGGCUCCGAUGAUGAGGACCCUUACGACAUGGGGCCACGAAUAUCGUUCAACCGGGUAAUUGGCGGAGACAAGAAAAAGAAGAAGCCGACACAGAAGAAGAUUGGCGACGUCGAUAGCAGCGCCGGGGUGGCCAAGUCCAAGUUUGCCUUUUCAAAGCGUCCUAUGGCGCUUGGGAAUACUUCUGGCAAUGCCCGUUUAUGUCAUGACGGCCGACCGCCUCUGGCUGGCUUCGUGCUGGGACGCGAGUCAGACGCGCUGACGUCCGAUAUGAAUUCUGCGAGCAAAUACCCACCACCGACGAUCCCGGCCGGUUGGACGUCGUCGAAGCAGGCCAAGAGUCGGCAGGCCAGCUGCAGCUACGUCUCUACGACCGAUGCGGCGAAAGCGUCGAGCAUGGACCCCAAGGCGCGUGCGGCCGUGCUUGGCGAGGGCCUGCUGCCCGGCAAGUCUGUGUUUGACUUUCUGUCGCCGGCAGCACGAGACCGCAUCGCCGCAGCGACGGGGAGGACCGACCUGCCCGAAGCCCGGAGCGAGGUGCCGGCCGAAUUUGCGCUGUCCGACGCGGAGAAGCUGGAGAAUCUGCUCCAAGAGGUGCCGUCGCUGGAUAAGGCCACCGCGGUGGCAGCAAUCUCGCGAGGCGCCCGUGGUGGCGGGCCAUACCAGGACAACGAAGCCAAGCGGUCCCGAUAUCGUGCUUAUCUCGAGUAUCACGCCGGCAUCGCGAGUGCACUUCCACCGAAGCCGACCAAGCUUAGCAACGACGACUGGUUGCGGGAGUUUCACGAGUUUUUUAAUUGCGCGAGGAUCUUUAAGCCCAUGUCCGGCCUGAUGGCUUCGCGAUUCACGACGUCCUCGUCGGCGAAACAGCCAUUGGCCAGCGGCUCAAGCGGCAAAGCCGACGGCAGGACCAACCUGGUGUCCAGACCGCCGCCAAAGGCGCAGGAUCCAGCUGAGGAAGCGGCCAGCAUGGGCAUGUACGGACCUCUGACGCGGUCGGUGCAGGAGUUUUUCCCAACACGGCUGUUGUGCAAGCGACUAGGGGUAAAGCCUCCGGCCAUUGUGCAGCCAGACCAGGACGUAGACAUGGACAUGGGACGAUCUGGCUCGUCCGCCUGGUCGUCAUCUGCUACGAGCAAGCCCAGCUACAGUAGCACAUAUGUGCAGGGCAGCGCCGGGGUGGCUGGACAAGCGACUCCGGCAACGGCAACGGCUGCGGUGUCGACGUCGAACACGGAUGUAACGGACGCAAAAUUGCCAGAGGAUGCUUCGAUCAGGACCAACCGAAACGAAGCUCUAGAGGGUCAAAGGGCCAGCGAGGACGUAUUCCGGGCGGUGUUUGGCGACAGCGAUGACGAUGAUGACGAUGACGACUGA